Nematostella vectensis (starlet sea anemone) is the source of this 3230-nucleotide messenger RNA. RefSeq names its product anoctamin-8. NCBI's taxonomy places the organism in Eukaryota, Metazoa, Cnidaria, Anthozoa, Actiniaria, Edwardsiidae. Gene Ontology annotation, biological process: chloride transmembrane transport. Gene Ontology annotation, molecular function: chloride channel activity. The record is from RefSeq and is a predicted model, not a curated record. Gene Ontology annotation, cellular component: plasma membrane. The coding region runs from base 923 to 2902 and encodes 659 amino acids. The transcript is spliced from 16 exons.
GCGUCCCUCAAAUCAUUUCGGCGGGAAAAUAUCGUAAAGGAAGAAAGAAAAUUUUUUAUUUUUCAAAUAAGAUUCUUGGCAUUCCUUGACAAUGAACGAACUUAGUCCAGCAUUUCAACAAGUCCCAGGGACGCCGUAUUUUCAGGUCAGGAAUUUCUCCUCUUCAUUUGAGUCGCCAGCAUCUCAUGUUCCUGAUAUUGAUGAUCAUCGAACAUCAGCCAUUUACUUUUUCGCAAGACGUACCCCAUUACCUCCAUCUACCCCUGGGAUGACUGUACCAUCCACAGGAACAGGGCACACCCCAUUGGCUCAAUCUACCCCUGGUAUGACAGUACCAACCUCAGAGACAGCUACCCCAACACCAUUACCCAAAGAAAGGUGUUUGAAACACGGGAAGGCAGAACAUUCUUUUACACCAGAGCUUGAGCAAACAGUGCCAAGCUGCUCCCAUCUGAUAUCUGCAAAUCAUUAUAAAAAGGAAAAUUUGAAAAGAAAAAAUAUCAAGUCAAUAAAUAUUAAGAUUAACCAUGCAGAACAAUUAGAUCUUUUCACUGGUGAAGAUAUUUUUGCAUAAAAAUAUAUAUGAUUGACUAUUGUAAUUUGUGAUAACGAGUAUAAAUUAAUGUAAAACAAGAUCAGUUUAUAAUAUCAUCAUAUUCAAACUUGUUUUGCAUAAACCUAUAAUUUAGUUUUCUGUUCUGAAAAUUAUAAAAAAAAAGAAAUUUAUGUUGCGGAAACUUCAUAUAGCUACGCUAGUGAAGAUUUUUUUAGCUAGUGUAAAAAAAAUGAGACGCACGUACGAAAUUCCAUGAAACAAGGUAUUCCGGAAGUGACUCUACCGGAAAAUGCAUUACAUUCAAAAGGGGGAGGCUGCUCAGCCUAGACCUUUUCUUGACUCUAACGCUUUCGCUGUUGGAAUAACAUGGCGAAGUAUGACUAUCUUCUGACUUUUACUGAAGGAGUUUCAGAGCAACUUAAAGGCUACAUCACGGACUGCCUACGAAGAGCAAAUCUCCAAAUUCUUCGUGAAGAGUUACGGGGGAAAACCCUUAUUAGCGUCCAUGCACAGUUCGAUGCUCUUCUGAACAAGGCAGAGGAACUUGACUUAGAAAAGAAGAAAACCGGUAGUUCGGAGGCCAGAGAAGUAACUGUGGAUCAAUUUGAUGAGUUUGCCGGCUCAGACAACAAGGAGACAUUUUUCACUGCAUCUGAAAGAUCUUAUCUUACCAAAAACAUAGUUGAAGAUGUCAGUUAUGAGAAGGAAAAACUAUCCUCUUUUGGUGUGAGCCUACGUGAUGCAGGGAGCUUUCUGACUGAAUGCCUACAUUCUAAGCCGCCAGUGUUAGAAUCAGCAUAUCCUCUGCAUGAUCUUGAGUUUAAAGAGCAGUUAUGGAGGAAAAUGAAAGCCAAUAUUAUACUAUGUCCUCUACAAGAAAUCAGGGAUUAUUAUGGAGAGGGUGUGGCCCUAUACUUUGCCUGGAUGACCUGCUUUACUUGGACCCUGGUCCCUGUUGCAGUUCUUGGUGCCAUGCUGUACAUCUUCAAGCCCAAAGGGGUGACAGUUGAUGAUAACCCUUUACUUCCCUUCUAUGAGGUUCUCAUGGCUUUCUGGGCCAUAACCUUUUUAGUGAUAUGGAAGAGGAAAGAAUCAGAACUAGCCUACAAAUGGAACACAUAUAAUAUUGAUCACAUAGAACAAGUGCGACCUCAAUUUCAUGGUGCUAUAAUUACAAGUCCAAUCACUGACAAGCCAAUCAAGUACUACCCAAGAUGGAAGCGCUGGUUGAGAUAUGGCCUGAGUGUGUUGCUUACCCUUCCUGUUCUUUUACUUGCUGUUGGUGCUAUGCUCUGCUCUUUAAAUCUCAAUGGCUAUAUCAAAGACAAGGAGAGCCCUGUCUACAUUGCAGUCUUGACACAUUUUGCUCAACCUGGUCAGAUAUUUGCUGCUGAUAGUGAGUACUAUGGGUGGAUGAUCCCCACUAUCGGACACUCUCUUGUGAUUAACAUGCUGAACAAGCUGUAUCGAACCGUGGCCCAGUUUUGUACUGACAUGGAAAAUCACAGAACAGAGAGGGAAUGGAAUAACUCUUUGAUCAUCAAGCGUGUGAUGUUUGAGGUCUUUGACUGCUUUCUGCCAUUAUUUUACAUUGCCUUCUACCAGCUGAAUGUGGUAGCACUUCGAAGAGAACUUGUUGGACUCUUUUGGGGUGAUGAGAUCCGUAGACUGGUUACAGAAUCAUUCCUGCCAUACCUAACUGAGAAGAGUUACAUCUGGAAACAGCAACGAGAGUAUGCUAAGAAAAAGAAGAAUGACACAGAAAAGGCUGGCAUUCCCUCACAGGCCCAGCAAGAUGCUAUCCUGGAGGAGUAUGACCAGUUCGAUGAUUACCUGGAAAUGGUAGUACAAUUUGGGUAUGUUACACUGUUUGCGUCAGCCUUUCCCCUGGCUGCAGCAGUCAGCAUUGUGUUCCUGUUUAUAGAGGCACGGUCAGACCUCUUUAAGUUGCUGUUCAUUUACCAGAAACCGCCAGUGAUGAGGGUUUCAAGUAUCGGUGUCUGGUACAGCGUUCUGUACAUGAUGAUGAUUCUAUCCAUGCUGACAAAUAGCCUCAUUGUGGGGUUCUCAUCGGAGCAACUUGCUUCCUGGUGUCCGUGGAUGUACGAAACUAUUGAAGGGGACCAAUUCAUCAAACCUGGAUAUGGCCGGUACGUCGUUGCUAUAGUAUUCAGUUGCGAACAGAUGCUGAUUCUAUGUGCGGCCUUAGUUCGAGUUGUGGUCCACGAUCGACCUAAGUGGGUGCGCACUGCUAUCGCACGAAAAAACUACCAGCUGGAAAAAGAACGCAAAGCCCUAGAAAAGCUACAGAAACAGCAAGCCAUACCUGCGUACUUUGAGAAUUAGUCAGACACCGCAAAUGUUCCAAACAAUCCAUAACACACAGAAGCCAAAUUUUCAGAAUUAUGGGAGGGUGGGGGUCAUCAAAAGGCAUGUUUUGGGCUUAGUGGGAUAUUUGUCUGUGUUUCUUGUCUCAGAGAGUAGUGAUAUCGCCGUAGAUUUAGGCUUUUCUUUCCCCAAGGAGAUGGGGAUGUUCUCGAAAGAGAAAGAGAGAAAGCCGAGAUACAACUAUUUCAAAGAAGGUUGUCAUAGUGCAAGCGAUGAAUUGCAAAUGACAAUUGGUAGUUCUAUGACCGAACGGAUGUGUGAAAUAAACUCUAGUGAUGCAAGAGGA